GAGUCAACUAUAGGCCUAAUGAUCUAAUCCAACCACGAAUAUCUCGUUUGUAAUCAAUAUUAUUAUUGUCAUCAAAUUAAAGUUGGUAGGGGCGGAGAAUCUCACUGUCUCUUUGAUACAAUCUCCUCGUCUGCACCAGAAGAUCAUUCUGUAAAGAAGAUGAGUAGUAGCGUGGUGGAGACGACGAGAGCAGAGCUGGGGCUGGUGGUAGUGUAUUUGAACAAAGCGGAGGCGAGGGACAAGAUAUGCAGAGCUAUACAGUACGGAUCCAAGUUCUUGAGUGAUGGACAGCCUGGCACUGCUCAGAAUGUGGACAAGUCAACCAGCUUGGCCCGUAAAGUCUUCCGUCUCUUCAAGUUUGUGAAUGACCUUCAUGCCCUCAUUAGCCCUCUUCCCAAAGGCACCCCACUCCCUCUUGCUCUCCUCGGAAAGUCCAAGAACGCAUUGCUCUCUACCUUCUUGUUCCUUGAUCAAAUUGUGUGGCUUGGCAGGACUGGCAUUUACAAGAACAAAGAACGAGCUGAGCUUCUUGGACGUAUAUCCCUCUUCUGUUGGAUGGGUUCUUCGGCUUGCACAUCCUUAUUCGAGAUUGGGGAGCUUGGUAGGCUCUCAGCUUCAAUUAAGAAGCUCGAAAAAGAGAUUGGCAACAAGGAUAAACACCAAAAUGAGCAAUACCGCGCGAAACUGCAGAGAUCAAACGAGAGGUCAUUGGCCCUGAUCAAAGCAGGAAUGGAUUUUGUUGUUGCUUUCGGUUUGCUUCAACUGGCUCCCAAGAAAGUCACUCCCCGUGUCACUGGCGCUUUUGGUUUCGCCUCCUCUCUUAUCUCUUGUUAUCAGUUACUGCCAUCGCAUCCCAAGUCCAAGACGGUUUAGGAAAGAAGGAAAAGAUGAAGUAGAGAGUCGUAGUUUCUUCAUGUUCCAUAGUGUGUUCUUCUGCAUUAACUUACUUUUGUGUUUGAUUUGUCUUUAAUACUUGAUUUUGUUAUAAAACGUUUCAGUCUGUUUGGAGAAUAAAAUGAUAAAACGUUUCAGUA
Messenger RNA from Raphanus sativus (radish), 1034 nucleotides. Its product is annotated as peroxisomal membrane protein 11C. Gene Ontology annotation, cellular component: peroxisomal membrane. The transcript has 7 exons. The record is from RefSeq and is a predicted model, not a curated record. NCBI's taxonomy places the organism in Eukaryota, Viridiplantae, Streptophyta, Magnoliopsida, Brassicales, Brassicaceae. Bases 160 to 873 code for a protein of 237 amino acids. Gene Ontology annotation, biological process: peroxisome fission; regulation of peroxisome size.